AGCCGGUGCGGGCCGCCAUUGUGGCCAGUUCGAUCGGUAUCGGGAGCGGAGAGCGGAGCUCAGCGAGCCCGGAGCAGGGAGCAGCCCCCCCACGGCCGGCCUCAGUCACCAUCACACCGCGGGAGGCGGCGCAAACAGCCAGUCACCACCACCGUCCGCACCGAACAGCCGCCGCCAUGAGCAGCGAGGCCGAGACCCAGCCGCCCGCCGCCCCCGUCCCCGCGGCGGCCCCCGCCGCCCCCGCCGACUCUAAGCCUAACGGCGGCACCGGGAACGGGGGCAGCGGCCUGGCCUCGGCGGCGCCUCCCGCCGGCGGGGACAAGAAGGUCAUCGCAACGAAGGUUUUGGGAACAGUGAAAUGGUUCAACGUGAGGAACGGUUACGGCUUCAUCAACAGGAAUGACACCAAGGAAGAUGUGUUUGUCCAUCAGACUGCCAUAAAGAAGAAUAACCCCAGGAAGUACCUCCGCAGUGUAGGAGAUGGAGAGACCGUGGAGUUUGAUGUGGUUGAGGGAGAAAAGGGUGCGGAGGCAGCUAAUGUUACAGGUCCCGGUGGAGUUCCAGUGCAAGGCAGUAAAUACGCAGCAGACCGUAACCAUUACAGACGAUAUCCACGUCGUAGGGGUCCUCCACGCAACUACCAGCAAAACUACCAGAACAGUGAGAGUGGGGAAAAGAACGAAGGAGCAGAGAACAUACCAGAAGGUCAAGCCCAGCAACGCCGUCCCUAUCGCAGGCGGCGGUACCCACCUUACUAUAUGCGUAGGCCCUACGGGCGUCGACCACAAUAUUCCAACCCUCCCGUGCAGGGAGAGAUCGUGGAGGGUGCUGACAACCAGAGUGCAGGAGACCAAGGCAGACCAGUCAGGCAGAACAUGUAUCGAGGUUAUAGACCCCGAUUUCGCAGCUUGACUUUCAGGGGUCCUCCUCGUCAAAGACAGCCUAGAGAGGAUGGGAACGAAGAAGAUAAGGAGAACCAAGGGGAUGAGACCCAAAGUCAGCAGCCACCUCAACGUCGGUACCGUCGUAACUUCAACUACAGACGCAGACGCCCAGAGAACCCUAAACCACAAGAUGGCAAAGAGACGAAGACAGCCGAACCACCAGCUGAGAACACGUCCGCUCCCGAGGCCGAGCAGGGCGGGGCUGAGUAAAUACCGGCUUACCAUCUCUACCAUCAUCCGGGUGCGU
Molecule: messenger RNA, 1191 nt
Organism: Falco peregrinus (peregrine falcon)
Lineage: Eukaryota; Metazoa; Chordata; Aves; Falconiformes; Falconidae
Gene: YBX1
Product: Y-box binding protein 1
Exons: 7
Coding region: 177-1154 (325 amino acids)
Biological process (GO): regulation of gene expression
Cellular component (GO): nucleus
Molecular function (GO): nucleic acid binding
Source: RefSeq, a predicted model, not a curated record